This is a messenger RNA of Seriola dumerili (greater amberjack), 758 nucleotides long. RefSeq lists its product as uncharacterized. The record is from RefSeq and is a predicted model, not a curated record. NCBI's taxonomy places the organism in Eukaryota, Metazoa, Chordata, Actinopteri, Carangiformes, Carangidae. The annotation marks the transcript as partial. The transcript has a single exon.
CAUCUCUUUACAUCCCCACCCUCCCCCUUCCUGUCUCCUGUGUCCCUGCUCCACCUGAAGGCCUUGGGGACCAACAGCACCAGUGGUAGUAUUGAGCCAUACCUCUCUGGUAUCAAAACGGGCAUUUUGUCAAGCCGAGUGCCCUCUCCUGCAGCAGCGUUUGCCCCUGGCCUGAGGAAGUACCCCCAGGAGGGGGCAAUACCCUCCCUGACAGCCUCUUCCAGUCAAGCGAAGGCCCUGCUGGCGAGCCUGUCCGCCUCCGGCCUGAGCGCCGAAGCUCUGCUCCUCUCCUCCACCCUCCGCCAUCACCGGCUUCUGCGGGAGCAGCGAGCCUCCUCCCUGCCUCUGCCCAGCAGCCAGCCCUCCUCCCCUACUCCCACUACUACCUCCUCCUCCUCUUCCUCCUCACCCACCACCCCUACUCCGUCUUUGUCCCCCUCCUCUCCUACCCCUUUGAGUCCCCUCACCCUCUCCUCUGCGGUUCUCAAACCCAGCGGUCGUAGCCUUGACAGCUCCAGCCUCAACAGCUGCAAGGAGGGUGGCAGCAAGCCUGUGAAUAAGGACCUCACCCGCGGCAACUCUCGGUGAUGAAGAGGAGGAGGGUGAGGACAUGUGGGAUUGCAUUUCAUGCACCAUCACAUCAUGAACCAUAAAGAGACUUUUUGGCUUUUUCUUCUUUUUCCUCUCUACUUUUGGCCUCACUCCAGUGUGCAGAGUCUUCAUAUUCCCAUGGCAAGAACUACCAUACUGUAAAUGGA